Messenger RNA from Wallemia ichthyophaga EXF-994, 1947 nucleotides. Its product is annotated as Serine/threonine-protein kinase shk2. Bases 1 to 1947 code for a protein of 648 amino acids. Gene Ontology annotation, molecular function: ATP binding; protein serine/threonine kinase activity. The record is from RefSeq and is a predicted model, not a curated record. Gene Ontology annotation, cellular component: cytoplasm. The transcript has 2 exons. Lineage: Eukaryota; Fungi; Basidiomycota; Wallemiomycetes; Wallemiales; Wallemiaceae. Gene Ontology annotation, biological process: protein phosphorylation; regulation of MAPK cascade; intracellular signal transduction.
AUGAACAGUCACCUCCAACCAACGAGGGCUGCUCCACCGCCGCCAGCGACAGCACCUGCGACUGCAGCGACUGCAAAACCAAUAAUCAAGAACAACGCAAAGGCGCCGAAUAGGAGGGGAUGGGCAUCGAUGAAAGAUGAUAGCCCAAUAAUGUCGUGGCUUUGGACAAAGAAGUGGAUUGUACUCAAUCCACGCACUAUAGACGUUUACAAGAAUGAUUCUGCUCCUGCUCCACAGACAGCUAUCCACCUCAGCAAUAUCAUCGCUGUCGAGCGCACCGAUCAGAAACCAUUCUGCGUUGAAAUUACAACGAAUAAAGUUUACAGCCUGGCUUUUAAAUCUGACGACGAGCUAUACGCAUGGUUGGAUGACAUCUACAACGCUAGCCCACUCGGUGUUACCACUCCCACCGAUUUCGUCCAUCAGGUCCACGUCGGCUUUGACCCUGUCUCGGGCGCAUUUACAGGUCUGCCUGAGCAGUGGAAUAAGCUUCUGCAGACCUCAGCCAUCACUAAGGAAGAUUACGCUAAGAAUCCUCAAGCUGUUCUCGACGUUUUGGAAUUCUACACUGAUCAACAGAGAAGAGAAGAAGUUGGUUUCAACCAGGGUCAGAAAGCUGGCCAGAAUAACAGAUUUCCUCCUUCCGGUGGUACAACGUACACACCUCCAGCUGCAAAUGUAAGAUUCGGUAAUGGGACCGGCCUUGCUGGUCAAAAUGUUUCUGCACCAAGAGCUGCACCUCCUCCACCAUCGCAACCAAGCGCGAGCGUCAAGAAGGAAAAAUCAUCAGCUGCUCCAGCGCAGCAAUCUUUGCAACCAACACCACCUCCACAGCAUCCUCCACCACAGCAGCCCUCGCAACCUUCUCAACCUUCUCAUCAACCUCCUCCACUUACACAAAAAGCACCUCCACCUGUGAAACCACUUUUGACGAAUAAAAAGGCAAACCAACCUGCCCUCACUCCAAAACAACAACAGGUUCAAGCUAAGCAGCCUGUUCCUCAACAAGUUCCUAAUAAUGAGCCUUCAACACCCAAAGUAGCCGAGAGGCGUAUAUCCUCAAUGAAUGAUACACAGAUAAUGGAAAAGCUGAGACAGGUUGUUAGCCAAGGUGAUCCAAAUAACAUAUACUCAAAAAUCAAGAAAGUUGGUCAAGGUGCUUCUGGUAGUGUAUAUGUUGCAAAAAUAUUAGACAAUGGACAGAAAGUUGCAGUGAAACAGAUGGAUCUUAGUGCACAACCAAGGAAAGAGUUAAUUGUCAAUGAGAUCUUGGUGAUGCAGGAGAGUCAUCAUGCUAAUAUAGUCAACUUUUUAGAUGCUUACUUGAUAAAAAAUGGAGAACUUUGGGUAGUUAUGGAGUACAUGGAAGGUGGAGCAUUAACAGAUAUUAUAGAUAACAAUGAGAUUGAAGAGGAUCAAAUAGCGUGUAUUUGUAGGGAGACGUGUAAGGGAUUGAACCACUUACAUCAACAAUCAAUCAUUCAUAGAGAUAUCAAAUCAGACAAUGUCUUGUUGGAUUCACAAGGACAUGUAAAGAUAACAGACUUUGGAUUCUGCGCAAAGUUAUCAGAUCAAAAGUCAAAGCGAGCAACGAUGGUAGGUACACCAUAUUGGAUGGCACCAGAGGUGGUCAAGCAGAAGGAAUAUGGUGCCAAAGUAGAUAUUUGGUCAUUAGGUAUAAUGGCAAUAGAGAUGAUUGAGCAAGAGCCACCAUAUCUCGAUGAGGAGCCAUUGAAAGCGCUGUAUUUGAUUGCAACGAAUGGAACACCAACUCUAAAGAAGCCAGAGAGUUUAACAAGAGAGUUGAAGUCCUUCUUGGCAGUUUGUCUUUGCGUAGAUGUAAAGUCAAGGGCAGCUGCAGAUGAAUUGGUGAAUCACGAAUUUAUGCAGAAAUCGUGCGCGUUAUCUGGAUUAGCGCCAUUAUUAAGGUUUAAAAGCAAGCAGUAA